GACCGUGAGAAAUUAACCCUGUCCCAGCAUCACGGAUGCUGAUCGAUGGCCGGAGCUGCUGUGUUUGGUGCCACCCACCGACAUCGACAGCCGCGGAUCACAAGCACAAGGUCUGAAACCUCGUCAACUCCGGAUCACGCCCUCUUUGACAGGCACUCAUUAUGGAUUACACACCGAUUUCCGCGGGCGGUUAUGUUUUAAUUCUCACAGCACUUGCCAUCAUAACAGGUAAACUGAAUGGAUUUGAGGUUUCGGUCAAAACAAACCACCCAGUGGUGGAAUUUGGACACUCCCUGGAGGUGACCUGCAGUACAACAUGUAAUAACCCAACGAUGAUUAUAGAAUAUAAACCAGGGACAGAUCCCAACAGAACUCGCGGUGAUACGUGGAUUACAGACCGAUUUCCAAGUGUCCAGCAAUGGGAUUUCUCAGCACCCUGUACUGUAAUCUGUCGAUCUCCAGGAGGACAAACAAUGAAGGAGGUCAAACGGGUGGUCCCAGUGUACAAUCGAAACUUAAGCAUUGCUCCGCCUCCUGAAGUGCUGGAAGUUAACAAACCAUAUCAGCUGGAGUGCACUGGCCCGAAGGUCUAUCCACAGAACAGACUCGUACUCACCUGGCUCAGAGAGAGUGAGGUUGUUCAACGUAAUUCCACAGAGGACCCAGGGUUCCCAGAAGAUGGUCCAUUGAAGAAUGUCCUGAAUUUCACUCCAAGUAUUUCAGAUGGUGGAAUUGUGUACACCUGCCUGGCAGAGUUGAACUUGGACUCUAACUCCACAACACCCAUCACAAGUGCCUCUCUGACUCUGCAGACUUACUAUUUUCCAGAGCCUCCGAGGAUCCUCAGCAGUGACCCUGUAGAAGUGAAUCAGAAUGUUACGUUAACAUGUGAGGUCCCAAACGUCUAUCCAGCUGAGAAGAUGAGAGUACGAUGGUUUUGGGACAGUAAACAACAGAAUUCAGUAACAAAUCGGUCAGAUGCCACCACUGUCAGGGCAACAACUACAUGGACACCACGAGAGACCGAUGUGACUGAAGUCUCCUGCAUGGCAGAUUUUGAGGAUUAUCCAUCAAUUCCACCGAAGAUCAAUAACAUUUCCAUUGAGGUUUACGUUUUCUCCAACCCUGAAAUCCACAUCAUGAACACCACUGAGGGUAUUCCAGUGAAUAUUACCUGCAGUGUGUUUAACGUCUCAGGGGAACUUCAACUCAGUCUGAAGAAGGGAAGUGAGAUAUUAGUGAGCAGGUCAGCCAGUACUGGGCUGACUAUCUACCACACUGUGAAUCCACGAACAGAGCUGAAUGGACAGCAGUUCACCUGCGAGGCCGAGCUGACACUUCACCCUCACUCCAACACCAUUGUUAAACGACAGUCUGCCACUCUCACUGUCCCUGAUUCACCCGGGUUACUAAAAUGGAUAAUUCCAGUAGUUCUACUUUUGGUAAUUGUAAUUCCACUCGCUCUGACACUGUUCCUCUACAAGAAAUACAAAUGCCGAAGGCAGCGAGCUAUGGAAACGAUGCCGGGAAUGUAAUGUAACGCACAAAUAUUGAAGUCAAGAAUAUCCAAUAUGAAUGGCAUAACAUACUGAUGGUGGACAGAUAUUCUAAUGAUGCUGUAAAUCAUAUUCUUAUUGAGGGAAGCUUCUGACUGCAGUGUUAAUACGUAGCCCCGCCGUACCUGCUUAUUGCCGAGAAUGCUCAGCUUUGGGGGUCCGUGUGUUACAAUGAUUCCCACAGACACUGGAUCAUCACUGGAGAUCUGGAACAGCAAUGAAAACCACAGAUUACAAUUGUCCUGCAUACCAGAUGGAAUAAAGUUCAGAUCAAAUACAUAUUUCUGAUUUACUAUGUGCUCUAUUAACACAUCCUGUCAACUGGAUUCAAGCAUGUGGCAAAAAUCUGAUGUCAGUUCGACUGCAGUUUAAUUAAAUAUAUUUCUCUCUAUUUCUCACUGAAUGCCAUGUUACAUUUUCUACCUUUUCACUUUACUGAGGCUGUUCCAGAGUCAUGGGAAUUUUGGGACAUCAUAAAAGGAACCAUUACCUCUCAACCAAUUCUUUAACCCCUCGGGAUAACAAGUAUCUAGCAAGUAUCUAGCGUGCGUGACUGGUCUGUUUUUAUUCUCCUCACUCUCUCCAGGAUUCAUUCCUUAGUGACAUUAAUUACUCUGAGGUCUUCAUGGUCACUUUCAAUCUCCCUUCCCGGUGCAAGUGCCAGGAAUGGCCCAGACUCAAUUCUUUGAAAUGAUCGGGCAAAAACAUUACUGCAAUGAUACAAUGAUUCUCAUUUAAAGUGUGAGUUCCUUAUGUAACGUCACUUUCCUCCUUCUAAUCUUCUUCUGUUCUUCCCAUUUUUAUUCCUUUUCCUUCAACCACAACAACCCCCACCACCCACCAUCUAGCUCUCUUCCUAUGUACAUCCUGGUUCCGUCCAACCUCCACUCACAGUUGACCCACACAGCUCUAUCUCCUUACUCUUAUCUGGUCUUCCAUCGUCCAGUUACUUUUCCUCCUAAUGUUCCCCAUUCUCAGCUCCUCACUUAUCAGAUUCCAGCACUUGAGGCCCUUUGUGUUCCCACUUAUCUACCUGCUGUAGCUGUCUCUAGACUUCACACUUCUCUCCGCCAUCUGCUCCUCAUUUUUUCCUCUCUUUUUCUGCCUCCAUGUAAUUCACCUGCCAUUCUCCAAACUCUGCUCCACCCCUUCCCUCUCCUAUCUGGCACAGCAGCCUGUCACCUUGAGCCCCUCAUCAGCCCACCUAUCACCUUGGACUCCUGUGUCACCACUCCUCCUCAGGGGAAAGACCAUCUUACUUCCCCACUCAGUCACGAUGAAAGGAUUCAAUUUGAAGCAUCAACUCUCCCCCCACCCCCAUUCCUCUUCAACCUGCUGCAGCUCACUACCAUCUGACACCUCUCCUCAGCCCAAAAAUCUCUUUGGACUCCUGUCUCACCGUUCCACCUGAGAGACCAUCCAAGCUCUGCUCCUCUCAGUACUGAGGAAGGGCUUCAAAUCGAAACAACAAUACUUCCUUCUCUCCCACAGACACUGCUCGACCGACCCACAGAUUCCCAGCAGUUGAUUGUUUGAUGCAGUCAGAUAUUUUCCUUCAUUUUAACUCAUUUAUUCUUGUAUUCUGAAUAAUUACUCUUUAUCUUUUCUUGAUCAUCAUGCCUGCUACCAAAGCUCCUCCAGUCCUCGGGCUUCUAGAUUUAUUGGGACACCUUUGAUUUUUGAUAAACUGCUCUAAAUUUGGUUACUCUGUAUUAUGUAGUUUUGCUAUGAUAUUAAAAAUUAUUGACAAA
Molecule: messenger RNA, 3307 nt
Organism: Hypanus sabinus (Atlantic stingray)
Lineage: Eukaryota; Metazoa; Chordata; Chondrichthyes; Myliobatiformes; Dasyatidae
Product: vascular cell adhesion protein 1-like
Exons: 6
Coding region: 162-1535 (457 amino acids)
Biological process (GO): cell-cell adhesion
Cellular component (GO): membrane
Molecular function (GO): integrin binding
Source: RefSeq, a predicted model, not a curated record